Penaeus monodon (black tiger shrimp) is the source of this 993-nucleotide messenger RNA. RefSeq names its product protein odd-skipped-like. Gene Ontology annotation, cellular component: nucleus. NCBI's taxonomy places the organism in Eukaryota, Metazoa, Arthropoda, Malacostraca, Decapoda, Penaeidae. Gene Ontology annotation, molecular function: RNA polymerase II transcription regulatory region sequence-specific DNA binding; DNA-binding transcription factor activity, RNA polymerase II-specific. The transcript has a single exon. The record is from RefSeq and is a predicted model, not a curated record. The coding region runs from base 35 to 865 and encodes 276 amino acids. Gene Ontology annotation, biological process: embryo development; regulation of transcription by RNA polymerase II.
CGGCCAACCGAGGUACAUUCUGUGUUUGGUGACGAUGGAGAGCUCAACCAUGGUGGCGUCUCCCCCGACCGCGUCCAGCGUCAGUGCUAAGUUUACUCCGGGUGCCUUAGGCUCGGCCUUCACCCCUCUGUCGCGAGUGCCCCCAGCCUUCCCUCUGCUGCAGUCGCUGCCGUUCCUCCCCUCCGCAGUCACCGCCAGUGGCAAGCCGACAGCGCCCUUGGGAGUGGACCCUCGUGUGAUGGGAAUGCUGCAGAGCUACGGGUCCCUGGGACAGCUGCCGUGGGCCGCCCUGGGCGCCAGCGGCGACCUGGCCCUCAACCGCCUGCUCCUGACCCCCGGAGGCCGCCUGAGCCGCCCCAAGAAGCGCUACAUCUGCAAGUAUUGUCAGCGGGAGUUUACCAAGAGUUACAACUUGCUGAUCCACGAGCGAACCCACACGGACGAGCGCCCCUUCCCGUGCGACAUCUGCGGCAAGGCCUUCAGGAGGCAGGACCACCUCCGCGACCACAAGUACAUCCACAGCAAGGAGAAGCCCUUCAAGUGCGACGUGUGCGCCAAGGGCUUCUGCCAGGCGCGCACGCUCGCCGUGCACAAGGCCCAGCACGCCCACGACGGCCCCGUGGCAGCGCCCGCGCCCGCCCACGCUCCCUCCUCGCCCGCGUCCUCGCCGCCCGCGCUCCCCCCCGCGUGCCACGGGCGCCCCCAGGAGGACGAGGUGGUGGACGUGCUUCGCUGCGACGACGAUGACGCGGGGGUGGAGGACGACGUGAUGCAGACGGUGACGGAGGAGGAGGAGGAGGAGCUGCCCGUCGCGCCCGCGCCCAAGAGACUCGGCUUCUCCAUCGCAGACAUCAUGAGCAGAUAGACCACGCCCUUCGGCCCCGGCCACGCCCCGUCUUCUCCAGUGCCUUUUAAAACUGUACUCAAGCUUUAAUAUUCCUUGUAUAUAAUGUACAUACCAGAUUUAAUUUAUUAAAUGUGUUUUCGACGUUA